Molecule: messenger RNA, 1390 nt
Organism: Drosophila santomea
Lineage: Eukaryota; Metazoa; Arthropoda; Insecta; Diptera; Drosophilidae
Exons: 2
Coding region: 32-1135 (367 amino acids)
Source: RefSeq, a predicted model, not a curated record
UGCAGCUAGACAAUAAAAGGGGAAACCCAGAAUGAACGGCAUCAUUUGUUUGCAGAAGCUUCUUUUUGUAAGUUCAAUAUUUGGGUUCCGCGAUAAAAUGAGUUCCGCUAAGCAUUUUCAAGAAAUUCUUGAGAAACUCUCUAUUCCUGAUAAUAAAAAGGCUAUGUAUACCGAGGACUCUGAAGAAAUUCAAAACUACGUAAUUGACGAACUUAAACGGGUUGACAAUACCUUUCGGCAGGUGUUUAAUGGACUCAGUCUAGGCGGAAGUUACUUGGAUCGCGUCAAGCUUAACGUGCCCGAUGAAUUUGAUCUGCACAUGAAAUUAAAAUUCCCAUUUCAUAUCCAACCGAUACCGAGCGACAAGGGGUUUGUCUUUUUGGAGGGUAAUUUCCAAGUAAUCCAUCCCCAACUCAUCCAUCGUAUUCAUCUUCAAAACUGGCUCCGCGAAGCAUUCCACAAGGUAUUUAGAUCGGAUAAGGAAUUUGCUACUACCAGUGGACGAGUCUACAAACUGAGCUACACUCUUGAAGGGUAUGGUUGUGCCCACACUGUUUUAGCCGACUGUGGUAGUCAAUCGAUAUCUUUUGAUUUGGUACCGGCAUUCGAAUUCACUGGAAGCCAAUGGCCGUUUGCUGUUUGCCCGGUUCCUGCUGAGGUCCGCCAAAACUGGCCUUGGUUCGCCAUUCCGCAACAGAAGAAGAAGUCGGCUAAACCGAAAAGCUCAUUCAUGGUUUGUGCACCACAUUGGGAGCGCGAAAUUAUGAAGGGCACGGAUAAUUUGAAGAACGUUCUUCGGCUGAUGAAAGGAUUGCGGGACGCCCACGUCAAUAACUUGCCUCACUUGUCCAGCUACAUGUUGAAGACAGUCUUGCUUCAUCGAAUUGAAAGUGCUGACUGGGAAAGGGACUUAGGCACCCUUUUGGUUGAGAUGUGGAGUCAUUUGGUGGAUCAUCUACGAGCUCGGAGACUGGAGUUCUUUUUGGCAAGGGAUCACAAUGUGAUCAAUCGUAUGAAUCAAGGGGAAAUCAAAAAUUGUUUAAAAUUCGCAGAGAUUUUGCUACAAAAUCUUCGUUAUGCUCAGACAAGUGGCUCCUAUCAAUACUUGGCCAAACUAUUCAAAAUUCAAAAUUAAAUGGAAUUUAAUUUCAUAACAAUACCCUUUUCAUUUGCUGAUAAGAAAAAAGUGAACUUGCUAAAAUUUUGUGCAAUUCCAAGGGCAUAUAAAUGUUUACAUCCGAUGUUGAAUAAGCAAAUAUCUUGCUGAAUAAGAAAACUUGAGUGCAUGGAAAAAAUGUUUGUUUAGAUUGUGUUUAAAAAUGAAGCUAUGAAAGUAAUGUAAGCAGAUACAGCUAUGUGAGUUAAAUAUCUUAUGGAGAGACAACUGAAA